This is a messenger RNA of Vicia villosa (hairy vetch), 845 nucleotides long. RefSeq names its product ferredoxin, root R-B2. The record is from RefSeq and is a predicted model, not a curated record. The transcript is spliced from 2 exons. Lineage: Eukaryota; Viridiplantae; Streptophyta; Magnoliopsida; Fabales; Fabaceae. The coding region runs from base 157 to 624 and encodes 155 amino acids. Gene Ontology annotation, cellular component: plastid. Gene Ontology annotation, molecular function: electron transfer activity; 2 iron, 2 sulfur cluster binding. Gene Ontology annotation, biological process: electron transport chain.
UUACGCCCAAUAAAUUAAAAUUAAUAAUAUAAAUAUAAAUAAAAUAAUUGGAACCUAAAACCCUCACUCUCUCUCUCACUUCGUUAACACUCACAUCGUUUUUUCCGCUUCCAUCUCUAACCAGCGCCACCACCAUCUUCUCCUCCUCUGGAAAUAAUGGCAUCCAUCUCAACUGUGAAUGUUUCUCCGCUAUGCAUGUUUCAACCGGCAAGCCGCGUCCAAUCGACCAGUGCUACCAUAGUGAAGUGCCCUUCCUCUUUCGGGUCCAUGAGAAGUGUCUCCAGUUCUUUUGGCUUGAAGUCAUCCACUUCAUAUAGAACAACUGCCAUGGCUGCUUACAAGGUUAAGCUAAUUGGACCAGAUGGAAAAGAGGACGAGUUUGAAGCCCCUGAUGACGUUUACAUCUUAGAUGCAGCGGAGAAUGCAGGAGUCGAACUCCCUUAUUCGUGCCGUGCUGGAGCGUGCUCUACUUGCGCUGGAAAGGUUGUUUCUGGCUCAGUGGAUCAAUCUGAUGGCUCUUUCUUGGAUGAUACUCAACUUAAGGACGGCUUUGUACUUACCUGUGUUUCAUAUCCGACAGCAGAUUGUGUUAUCGAAACUCACAAGGAAGGUGAACUUUACUGAGAAAUGGUGGCUUGAAAGCUGAAAACCAUUGCUUGAGGAAACUGGGAAGUUAAGGUUGAUUUAGCAGCUGAGUUUGCUUGUUCUGCUUUAGAAUCAUCUAUCUUUCUUUUAGCAUUACUAUUAGUGAUAUGGGAUAAUGGAUAUUUGUUUGUGUGUGCAAGCACCGGAGUUUUAAGAAGAUGGUAACUUCGAAAUUUAAAUGCAUCAAGGGUGUUUCAUAA